Messenger RNA from Acinonyx jubatus (cheetah), 5188 nucleotides. RefSeq names its product myotubularin related protein 6 (gene MTMR6). The coding region runs from base 149 to 1927 and encodes 592 amino acids. Gene Ontology annotation, biological process: dephosphorylation. The transcript has 15 exons. Gene Ontology annotation, cellular component: nuclear envelope. The record is from RefSeq and is a predicted model, not a curated record. Lineage: Eukaryota; Metazoa; Chordata; Mammalia; Carnivora; Felidae. Gene Ontology annotation, molecular function: phosphatidylinositol-3,5-bisphosphate phosphatase activity.
CCAGGGGGCGGGCUGAGGGGGCGGGCUGACUGGCCGCGGCGCUGGCCCGCUGAUAGUUCCUGCCGGACCUGGGUGGUUGUGGCCGCCCGGGGUUCUGUCGCUCCAUGGUACGCCCGUGAGGCUGGCUGCCGGCGGCCGUCUCCUCGAAAUGGAGCACAUCCGUACGACCAAGGUUGAGCAAGUGAAAUUACUUGACCGAUUCAGUACCAGCAACAAGUCACUAACAGGAACACUCUAUCUUACAGCCACACAUCUAUUAUUUAUAGACUCUCAUCAGAAAGAAACCUGGAUAUUGCAUCACCAUAUUGCCUUAGUGGAGAAACUAGCUUUGACUACUUCUGGAUGCCCACUUGUGAUUCAGUGCAAGAACUUCAGGAUUGUGCAUUUCAUUGUUCCCAGAGAAAGAGAUUGCCAUGAUAUUUACAAUUCCCUGCUACAACUGUCAAAACAAGCAAAAUAUGAAGAUCUCUAUGCAUUCUCUUACAAUCCCAAACAAAACGAUUCGGAGCGACUCCGAGGCUGGCAGCUCAUUGACCUUGCCGAGGAAUAUAAGAGGAUGGGAGUGCCAAAUUCAAACUGGCAGCUGUCUGAUGCCAACCGAGAAUACAAGAUUUGUGAAACUUACCCCAGAGAACUUUAUGUUCCCCGAAUAGCAAGUAAACCAAUAAUUGUUGGUAGUUCCAAGUUCCGGAGCAAGGGAAGAUUCCCAGUUCUUUCCUACUAUCAUGAACAUAAAGAGGCUGCCAUUUGUCGAUGUAGUCAGCCACUAUCAGGAUUCAGUGCCAGGUGCCUGGAGGAUGAACAUUUGCUUCAAGCCAUUAGUAAAGCCAACCCAGUCAAUCGCUAUAUGUAUGUAAUGGAUACCAGGCCCAAACAUCGCAUGCAGAGCUGGUGGGCUACACAAAAGGACAUUGGCAGAAUUAUAGUGAGGAUUUCUUCAAAAAUCUGGAAUGAUGAGAAAAUAAGAGAAAGCGAUGAGAAAAAGCGACUGAAUGCAAUGGCCAACAGAGCAGCUGGAAAAGGUUAUGAAAAUGAAGACAACUAUUCUAAUAUUAGAUUUCAGUUUGUUGGAAUCGAAAAUAUUCACGUCAUGCGGUCCAGCCUUCAGAAGUUAUUGGAAGUUAAUGGUACCAAAGGGCUUUCUGUCAGUGAUUUCUACUCUGGUUUGGAGAGCUCAGGAUGGCUUCGCCAUAUCAAAGCUGUUAUGGAUGCAGCAAUCUUCUUAGCCAAAGCAAUAACGGUUGAAAGUGCAAGUGUGUUGGUACAUUGUUCUGAUGGUUGGGAUAGGACGUCCCAGGUCUGUUCCCUUGGCUCUCUCUUACUGGAUUCCUACUACAGGACAAUCAAAGGAUUCAUGGUUUUAAUAGAAAAGGAUUGGAUCUCUUUUGGACAUAAGUUUUCAGAGAGGUGUGGCCAUUUGGAUGGUGACCCAAAGGAAGUCUCACCGGUGUUUACUCAGUUCUUGGAAUGUGUGUGGCAUUUGACCGAACAGUUUCCACAAGCCUUUGAAUUCAAUGAAGCGUUUCUCGUUCAGAUCCAUGAACAUAUUCAUUCAUGCCAAUUUGGAAACUUCCUUGGAAAUUGUCAGAAGGAAAGAGAAGAACUCAAGUUAAAGGAGAAGACUUACUCCCUGUGGCCUUUUCUCCUGGAUGACCAGAAGAAGUACUUAAAUCCUCUCUACACUUCUAAAUCUCCAAAAUUUACAGUUUUGGAGCCAAAUACAGUAUCUUUCAAUUUUAAGUUUUGGAGAAACAUGUACCACCAAUUUGACCGAACAUUGCAUCCUAGACAGUCUGUGUUUAAUAUAAUUACGAAUAUGAAUGAGCAAAAUAAGCAGUUAGAGAAAGAUAUUAAAGACUUAGAAUCUGUCCGCUUUAGAGUACUGAAAAUUCAUUCAGUUGGCAUUCUAAGUUGGAUGAAAUUCUGAUCGUUUACAAAACUAUAUAAGGAGAAGUUGCAGGCUUUUAUCGGUGAUGUCGAUCCAUUUUCGUUGGCCGUGUUUUGGCUAUUCUGUUGGCUUUUCCGUGCAGUAGUACAACUCGCAUUAACAUGUUUUGGUGGGUUAAAACGUAGAACCUGUUUUUACAAGUACAGAACUAUACGCUUUAGAAGGCUGUAUCUAGAAAAAGCCUGUAAACUAAGAUGACUGACUAUCUCAAGAAAAGGAUAUAUACUAUUGUACUUAUCAGAAAAUAAAACACUAAUUUCUGCCACUUUUCUAAAUGGUAUUAGUGCUAAUCUAAUUAUUUCCAAGCAAGUAAAAUACCCCUUUGCACAGCAACUCUUGUCAACGAGUGGAAUGUGUAACCAAAAGCAACCUUCAGAAGCAUUUGCACUUAACAAUAUUUGUGGAGCUUCUGUUGCAGAAUGGUGGGAGAAUCACAUUCUGAAUCGCCUACCCCGAUCAGUAAGCGGCUCUCCUGUUCUUAAAGGAAACGCAGAAUUACUUUCCCAUGAAGAGCAGUAAUUUGGGACGCAUCGUACUUAAGAAACAUUGCUGCACAAGAUGGGUGAGAAAGAAACCUUUAUUUUAGGUCACCGAGAGUUUGGGCUCUGUUACUGUAGCAUAACCUAGUUCAUCCUGAAUGAGGAAACCAUUAGCACACCCAAGAAGUUAAUAAGCCUCUGAUUUCAUCUAGAUUCCAGCCCCUCAUGGUCUCCUCAGGGCCUUUUACUUAUUUUUGCACUCCUAUCUACAGUUAAGGUUCAUGCAUUGCAUUUGCUUGUACCUCUUUAGGCUCUGACGUUGAACAGUCCCCUCACCCUUUGCACUGACAUCUUGAACCAGACCAACUGUAGGGUAUCUUACGACUUCCUGUACCUCCUUACUCAGGAGGAUAUAAUAAUCAGCCUGUUCCACUGUUUUGAUGAUAAAUUCGAUCACUUGGUUGAUCUCUCCUUCUAAAGGUACAUUUGCCCCCCCCCGCCCCACCCCGGCUUCGCACUUAGCCAAUUGUCUGCCAGGUGAUUAUUUUUUAAAUGUUUAUUCAUUUUUGAGAGACUGAACAUGAGUGGGGGAGGGGCAGACAGAGGGAGACACAGAAUCCGAAGCAGGCCCCAGGCUCCAAGCUGUCAGCACAGAGUCUGAUGCGGGGCUUGAGCUCACGAACCGAGAGAGCAUGACCUGAGCUGAAGUCGGACACGACCGACUGAGCCACCCAGGUGCCCCAUCUGCCAGGUGGUAUUUUGACAUCAAAAUGAAUAUCCCAUUCCCUAACAACUUGUCCAUUUGAUAAUAUUUGCCUGAAUCAGUUAUUUCAUUGGGUGUUCCAAAAUGCUGAUUUUCUAAAUUGUCUUUUCACUUUUAUGUUUAUUUGAUGGUAUUCUUUAAAGAAGUGCUUUCACUCAUCAAGUGGGAAAAUUCUUCUGGAAAAGGGCCUGAUAAAUGCUUAAUUCUUUCCCUUUAAUCACUAAUUUUCAGAGUAAGGAGUUGUAAUACCUCCAAAAAUUAGUUUUCUCUCUUUUUCUGUAGGGAUGUGUAUUUUUAUAAUCAGUUGCAGUAAAGGCUCUUUUUGCACACUGUCUGUGCAGAAGAGCUCCUUCAAGUUCCUUUCAUGUCCGUUCAUGUACCAAGUAGUUUUGAGCACAUUUUUGGAUACUGACACGAGUAGAUGUCCCAGGCCCAUCUUGUGCUUUCCUGGCUCCAGUUUUGGAAUUGGCCAUGUCUCCAGGGAACCUUUGUUCCUGUUAGUGGGGAAUAAUAUUUAAAACCAAACUCUGGACAUCACAUGUGCUCAUUGCUCCUGGAGCGUCACUGCUUCCAGGCCCUUUUAGUAGACAGAACUAGAAAAAUGUAUUUCUAAAAAUAAUAAAUUUAGGGGUGCCGGGUGGCUCAGUCAGUUAAGCGUCUCUUACUUCAGCUCAGGUCAUGAUCUCAUGGUUUGAAUCCCAUGUUGGGCUCUGUGCUGCCACUGCAGAGCCUGUUUGGGAUUCUCUCACUAUUGUACUCUCUCUCUCUCAAAAUAAAUAAAUAAACUAACUGACUAAAUAAAUAAAUAACUUUAAAAAAUAAUAAAUUUAGACAAUAUUAAUUCAAAUUAUUAUUACCACAGGGCUUUCUUUGGUCUAUUUCUUUUUUCCUUAUACUAAAAAUCCUGGUUUCUAAUAGCAUGUGUAUAUUGACCUUUUUUUAAAAGUAGGCUCCAUAUCCUGCAGAGUCCGAAGCAAAGCUUGAAAUCACGACCCUGAGAUCAAGACCAGAGCUGAGAUCAAGAGUCGGACGCUUAACCAGCUGAGCCACCCAGGCAUCUCUUGACAUUUUUUGUUUUAUUCUACAGUAUACUACAGUAUCCAAAAUAUAGUUGCACAAUUGCAAUGAGUGUUACUACUAAUGAUAGAAAUACGGAAUAAAAGUUAAGAUUUCUUUGCCGUUCUCUUUAUCCUUGUGUAUAUCCUACCAAGGACAUAAAGAGAAUUAUAUUCAAAAGUCACUUGAAAUAAUUUCUCUGUUCACAUUACAGGCACACCUGAGAGAUACUGGGAUUUGAUUCCAGACCACUACAACAGAGUAAAUAUCACAAUAAAGUGAAUCAAAUGAAUUUUUUGGUUUCCCGAUGCAUAUGAAAGUUAUUCUUACACCAUACCAUAGUCUAUUAAGUAUGCAGUAGAAUUACACCUAUAAAAAUAAUGUAUAUACCUUAAUAACACUUUAUGGCUAAAUAAUGCUGACCAUCAUCUGAGUUUCCAGUGAGUCAUAAUCACUGAUCACAGCUCACCAUAAGAAAUAUAAUAAUAAUGGAAAGUUUGAAACAUUGAAAGAACUACCAAAACGCAACACAGAGAUAGGAAGUGAACAGAUGCUGUUGGAAAAAUGGUGCCAAUAGACUCAUUCGAUGUAGGGUUGCCACAAACCUUCAAUUUGUAAAAAUUAAAAAAAAAAAAAUGUGGUUAUCUAUAAAGUGCAAUAAAACAAGGAACAACUGUACUAAUUUGAAAUACAGCUAAGACAUUUUGUUUUCAAAUUUAGGAUUUGCUAAUUUUCUUUUUGGUUUAGUGGAUUUUUAAAGAGGUAAAACAUAAUUCAAAAUUCCAAUUUCUAUAAAAAGGUAUAUGCAGAAGUCUUGCUUUUAUUCCUUUCCCUUCUGCCCUGUUUUUUUCCCACUACUCUUCCAUCCCCCCCACCAUAGGCAGCCACUUUUAUUAGUUUCUAUUACCCUUUCAAUAUUUUUUUGCAAUUAAAUGUGCAUAC